Messenger RNA from Closterium sp. NIES-67, 484 nucleotides. The record is from the annotation of a GenBank genome assembly. Lineage: Eukaryota; Viridiplantae; Streptophyta; Zygnematophyceae; Desmidiales; Closteriaceae.
UAGGAACCCAAAUGAGAUGCGGGGGUUGGAGCUCGUGCCUCGGAGCAGUAGUCCCAGCAGCAGCAGCAGCAGCAGCAGCAGCAGCAGCAGCAGCAGCAGGCGCCGUUGCUAGACCAGCAGCAGCAGCAGCCGCAGCACCCACAGCAGCAGCAGCAGCAGCAGCAGCCGCCGCAGCAGCAGCAGCAACGAUGGGUCGGCCGUCUUCCCCUGACUGGCCUUGUUGUUGGGCUGAGAAAAGCCCUUAGGAUCUUUCCAGAGACUAAGUCCCGGUUGUAGAAUGAGACUUGAGUAGUGCAGCGGAAGUUGAGGCAGUUGAACCCUUGUACUAGUAUAUGAGAACAACUCUCAUACCAUGUUGGGCUGAGAAAAGCCCUUAGGAUCUUUCCAGAGACUAAGUCCCGGUUGUAGAAUGAGACUUGAGUAGUGCAGCGGAAGUUGAGGCAGUUGAACCCUUGUACUAGUAUAUGAGAACAAGUGAUUGAUU